This is a messenger RNA of Williopsis jadinii, 1672 nucleotides long. It is a transcript of the gene CYS4, whose product is annotated as cystathionine beta-synthase CYS4. Gene Ontology annotation, cellular component: cytoplasm. Lineage: Eukaryota; Fungi; Ascomycota; Saccharomycetes; Phaffomycetales; Wickerhamomycetaceae. The record is from RefSeq and is a predicted model, not a curated record. The coding region runs from base 146 to 1627 and encodes 493 amino acids. The transcript has a single exon. Gene Ontology annotation, molecular function: cystathionine beta-synthase activity; cysteine synthase activity.
CGGUCAAGUGGGAGGUGUGGCCUGUCAGGUUGUAUAGCUUGUCCGGUCCCUUUAAUGGGAAGAGGAAUUUUCUGAUUCAAUCCAUACCUUCUGAACUACACAAGCUCAUCGAUUGACUACAAGUCGAAGAUUAUAGAGAUCCACGAUGUCUGAAAGAGAUUCAAAGAUUCCAGCGCUCAACGAGAACAUUCUCGAGCUGAUUGGUAAUACGCCACUAGUUAGAUUGAACAAGGUGCCACAAUCAUUGGGGAUUAAGCCCCAAGUGCUUGCCAAAGUUGAGUUGUUCAACGCUGGUGGAAGUAUCAAGGACAGAAUUGCCCUCAGAAUGGUUGAGGAGGCUGAAAGGGAAGGUAGAAUCAAGCCAGGUUAUGUUCUCUGUGAGCCAACCUCUGGUAACACUGGUAUCGGUUUGGCCCUGGCUGGUGCCGUUAAGGGCUACAGAGUGAUCAUCACUUUGCCAGAGAAGAUGUCCAAUGAGAAAGUCUCUGUGUUGAAAGCAUUGGGUGCUGAGAUCAUCAGAACCCCAAACGAGGCUGCUUUUGACUCCCCAGAAUCACACAUUGGUGUAGCAAAGAGAUUGGAGAAGGAGAUCAAGAACUGUGUCAUCUUGGACCAAUACGGUAACAUUAACAACCCGGAUGCCCACUACUACACAACCGGUUACGAAAUCUGGAAGCAAACAGGUGGUAAAUUGAACGCCCUUGUUGCAGGUGCAGGUACUGGUGGUACUAUCACUGGUAUUUCCAGAUAUUUGAAAGAACAGGAUCCUAGCAUCACAGUUGUUGGUGCUGACCCAGUCGGAUCCAUUUUGGCCGUGCCAGAGACAUUGAACAAGACUGAUGUUACUCAAUACAAAGUCGAAGGUAUUGGUUACGACUUUAUUCCAGACGUUUUGAAGAGAGAAUCAGUUGACCAAUGGUACAAGACUGAGGACCAGGAGUCCUUCACUUUGGCUAGAAGAAUCAUUUCAGAGGAGGGUAUCUUGGUUGGUGGCUCAUCCGGAUCUGCAAUGGCCGCCGUUGUAAAGUACUGUAACGAUCACCCAGAGCUCACGGAGAAGGAUACAAUCGUUGUUGUUUUCCCAGAUUCUAUCAGAUCCUAUUUGACCAAGUUUGCAGAUGAUGAAUGGAUGAAAUCCAACGGGUUUGAAAUCAACACGAAGCCAAAGGCCGAAGAUUUACAAACCGAAACCAUUGCAUCUUUGAACCUGAAGCCCGUCGUGGCUGUUUACUCUGAUGAGAAGGUUCAAACCGUUAUCAAGCUCCUUAAGGACAACGGAUUCGAUCAAUUACCAGUUCUUGCAAAGGGAACCGAGAAACUUAUCGGUCUCAUAACUCUGAGCAAGCUUUUAAAAUCAGUCUCAUCUGGAUCAGUGUCGUUGAACGACAACAUCGAGCCAAUAAUCCUCGAUUUCAGAAAGCUUAACAACUUUGACGAUGUCAACCUAUUCAACGACAACAAGUCGUCUAAAAAGAAAUUCCAGCAGAUCACCACCAAAACCACUCUAAAGGAGCUGAACAAGUUCUUCGAGAAGAACGCUUGUGCCAUUGUCACCGACGAGAACUUGAAGCCGGUGCACGUUGUGACCAAAGUGGACUUGCUGGACUACUUUGUUGGCGGCAUCUAAUUGCACUCAAUAGUACAUAAUACGACAAGCUAGCUGUAUACUGCA